AUGCGUCGCUGGCUGCUGCUCGCCGCCUGGCUCGUCGGCGCGGCGAGCGUCGAGGACGAGGUCGUCGUCUUCCUCGCCGUGCGGUCCAAGGGCAGCAACGCGCGCCUGCGGUCCGUGCUGCGGCGCACGUGGCUGAGCCCGCGGCGCGGCCUCGGCUACCGCUUCUUCUCCGACUCGACGGGCUGCUGCGCCGACGAACGCGACGUCGUCGUGCGCGACGCGACAUGGACGCACCGCGAGUUCGAGCUCAUCUACCCGCCGUCCAUGGACCUCAAGCAGAGCGCGUGGUCGGGCAUGUACAGCCGCGACUGGGAGCUGAACUGCGCGGCCUGGGCCGUGCGCUUCGCCCGGUUCCGCUUCAUCGCCCACACGGACGACGACGCCUUCGUCUGCGCCCGGUCCAUGGUCGAGAUCCUCGGCGCGCUGCCGGUCCCGACGCGGGGCCUCGUGCUCGGCUGGAACCGGCGCGACGCCUUCGACAACUGCCUCGUGCUCGUGAGCCGCGACGUCGCCGACUACUUCGCGCUCUACUACUACGAGAAGCUGCGGCCGGCGCAGAUCCGCAACGGCGUCACCUACGGCAGCGGCUGGUCCGCGUCCAAGGGCGACUGGCGCGCGCGGCUCGUCGAGGACGGCGUGCCCCUCCUCUUCCGCCAGGGCUUCAACAAGGACCGCGGCGUCCGCCUCGUGGACCACCACACCUACCCGGACGUCUGGCCCCGGACCGUCGCGUCCGUCUACCUCGACGCCGACAUGGACGCCGCGGUCGAGGCGGCGCCGGGCGUCCUCGGCUUCGGCCCCCGGGUCAACACCUGGGCCCACUACCGCGAGAAGCUCCAGCGCCUGAGCACGCCGGCGGAGAAGCUCGCCCUCGCGACGGAGUCGGCGGCCCACGGCCGCGAGCGCUCCGACUUCGCGCCGCCGGCGGACCCGCGGGGGUUCUGCCGCGGCCGGCUGCACUUCGACAAGUUCAAGAGCGGGGCCGUCCUGGACUGGUUCUGGCGCAAGGUCGCGGCCCCGGGGGGCGACGCCGCCGCGGACGCCGCCGCCGCGCGGGACGCCGCGGCCUACCUCCUCUACAACGGCCCCGCGGCGCCGGCCGCGCCGACGCGCUACGCCGAAUCGCGCGUCUGGGACGCGACGCGCGGCUGGCGCAACGGCACGUGGUACGACGCGCUCGGCGUCGACGCGGCGACCGUGCCGGCCCGCGUCGCGGCGACCUACGCGGCGCCGCCGCCGAAGCCGCCGCCGGCGCCGGACGUCGACGGCGCCGCGGUCCGCCGGCGGACCCGAUGGCCGCGCGCGGCGCCCGAGCGCCGGCGCGACGCGCUCUGGCGCCUCUUUACCGCGCGGACCUGCGCCCGCGCGACCGUGGCCGCCGCCUGCGCCGCGAGCGCCCGGCGGAAGAUGCCCUGCGACCGCUGCCUGCCGUGGCACGCGGGCAUCGACCCGCGCGACGACUGGGUCGACAAGCCGCUGAACCGGCGCCCCGCGCCGCCGCCCCACGCGCCCGACGACGAGGCGCUCGUGGUGCCGCCCCGCGCCGCGCCCUGCGCCGGCAGCCCGCGGGCGCCGCCGGCGCAGAAGCGCUACCCCUGGCUCCUCUUCGCGCGGAAGCAUCGAGCCGCGUCGGCCGCGGGCGCGGCCGCGCUCGCGCGCGCGGCGGCGCUCAGCGCCGCGCUCAACGCGCCGUCGUUGUUUCCCAUCGUCGUCUACCUCCACCACGGCCGCCGCGACGUCGAGGACGACUUCACGCGGUUUUUGGACGCUCUGGGCGUCGCGUGGCUUCCCCACCGGCUCUCGUUCGCGGACGAGCUGCCGGCAGACUUGCGCGACGUGCCGCUCCACAGCUUCGCCUGGAUCGACGCCGCGGCGCUGCUCGAGGCGCUGCGGCCGGAGUUGGAGGAAAGAGGCGUCGGCGACGGGCGGCGGGCGCUCGUGACGUCCGCGGGCGUCCAGUUCGCGGGCGACGUGAAACUCGACGAGAUCACUUUCUGCGCGGAGCGCCGCGCCGCGUGCCACGUGCCGGGCCGGCCCCUCGUGGAGACGAACUGGGGGACGAAGCGCUGCUGCGGCGACGCGGCGGGCGCCGUCGUCGCCGUCGGCACCGAGGCCGCGGGCACGGAGAACCUCGGCGGCGAGCUCGACGCCGCGGUGUUGAUGGUCCUCGACGCGCCGAGGCUCGCCGCGAUGCGGGCCGACGUGCUCGACCUCGCGCGGCGGCGGCGCUGGCGCGUCCCCGACGAGCGCGACCUCAUGGUCGAGUGGUUCGUGCCCGGCCGCGGCGGGCCCGUCGCCUACUACGACGAUUCCGCGUACGCGGCGCGCGCGUUCGCCCACCCCGUGACGCGGCUGCACCGAAAGAAUUAUUGCGGAUCGAUGAUGGGAUCCGAGCGGGCUGCUGCACCACGCAUCGGCCUGCUGUUCGCGGCGGCGUGCGCCGCGUCGCCGCCGCGGUUCGCCAUCGCCACGACGAUGGCGGGGCGCCGCUGCGACUUCGACCGCGUCGCGCGCACGCGCAUGUGGCUCGCGUCGCUGCGGCGCACGGACACGAACGCGACGGUCGUCCUCCUGGCGUCGGGCUUCGACGGCGGCGAGCUCGCGCGCGCGUUCCGCUCCCCGGCCUUCGACCGCGUCGUCGCCGUCGCGCCGUCGGAGCUCCGCUUCCGCGCGCGCCGCGAGGGCGACGGCCUGCUGCCGCCCGCGCUCGCGCCCGGCCGCGGCCGCGACUCGGCGAUCCAGCCGCGCGACGACGGCGCCGGCACGACGCUCAAGUUCUGGGCCUGGGCGCUCGCGGACUUCGACGGCGUCGUCGUCGCCGACGCGGACGUCUGCUGGAACGGCGCCUUCGCCGGGCCCUACGGCCGCGGCGGCCAUCGGCCCGCGGCCCGGUUCCACUUCACGUCCGCGCACGAGCUCCAGGGCUUCAUGGCCGAGCUCCACCGCCGGCGCGCGCCCUUCGCCGCGGCCGCGGAGCGCGGCAACCGCGACUACGACGGCUUCAACAGCCACCUGUUCUAUGCCCGGCCGUCGCUCGACGUCUUCGCCCUGCUCCGGGACAAGGCGGCGUCCGGCGACUUCGUGCCGUACACGAACACGGAGCAGGACGUCUUCGACACCCUUCGAGUCGGCAUCAGACCGCCGACGCACGAGCACACGAAGGGCCGCUGCGCCGGGAACGACGAGCCGUCGUCCCCGACCCACGCGGCCACGGGCGAGUUCGCGGAGUGCUACGCGAGCCGGUACCCGGAUCUCCACGACGCGUUCUGCCGGCAUCCGUCGGGCUGCGACAUCAGCGCGCUCGGUCACCACUACCGAGACCGCGGCGCCAGCGGGGGGCGGAUCUUCCGCUGCGGCGGCUGCGACGCGUGCAACUACACCGUCUCGGACGAGGGGCGCACCGAGUGGGCCGCGUGCGGGAGAUAA
Aureococcus anophagefferens is the source of this 3426-nucleotide messenger RNA. RefSeq lists its product as hypothetical. Lineage: Eukaryota; Pelagophyceae; Pelagomonadales; Pelagomonadaceae. The record is from RefSeq and is a predicted model, not a curated record. The transcript has 3 exons. Bases 1 to 3426 code for a protein of 1141 amino acids.